GACAGUGCAACAUCUACACUAGAGUACGACUGUACGAUUAUAUGUGCCACGCUGAGAGUGUGUUUGAGCCAGAAAUAAGGAGAAGUAAAUUUGUCACUUAGCAGAAAGAGAGUAGUAACAGCAGGAGAAGAGCAAAGUAAAAAAUAUCAAGAGAAACCAGAAAGAGACUGUGGGAGUGACAGGAGAGAUGCGCGUGGGGAUGAAGUGGGUUUGUCGGAGGAGUUGAGCCGUGCCACUCAUACACACACACACACACACACACACAUUUCCAAAAGCUCAGGACUCCCAAGGAAGGAGGAGAGGAUGAAGAAACACUCGGCCCGAGUGGCCCCUCUCAGCUCCUAUAGCGCCCAGGUGCUCACCUGCCCCAUCUCUGAAGGAGAGGAGGGCUCAGAAUCACAUGCAGAGACUCCAGUCAGUGAAACAAGUGGAAAAGGCACUGCAUACCAGGCCUGCGCCAACACAGUGCUCAAGGUGCUGGGGGGUUUGCUGGUGGUACUGUGUGUCUCCUCGUCCUGGGUGGGCAUCACACAGGUGGUCCAGCUCACGUUCAAAUCCUUUUCCUGUCCCUUUUUCAUCACAUGGUUCAGCACCAACUGGAACAUUUUCUUCUUCCCCCUCUACUAUUCUGGGCAUGUGGCCACCACCAAAGAAAAACGGACGCCCAUUCAGAAAUUCAGGGAAUGUAGUCGGUUGUUUGGGGAGGACGGAAUGUCUCUGAAAGUGUUUCUGAAGAGAACAGCGCCUUUCUCCAUCUUGUGGACACUUACUAACUACCUGUACCUGUUAGCACUGAGAAAACUAACAGCUACAGACGUCUCGGCGCUCUACUGCUGCCACAAGGCCUUUGUCUUCCUCUUGUCGUGGAUAGUCCUCAAGGAUCGCUUCAUGGGUGUGCGGAUUGUGGCUGCCAUUAUGGCUAUCACAGGCAUUGUGAUGAUGGCUUAUGCUGAUGGUUUUCAUGGGGAUUCCUUUAUGGGUGUGGCCUUAGCAGUUGGCUCCGCCUCCACUUCUGCUCUCUACAAGGUGCUGUUUAAGAUGUUCCUCGGCAGUGCAAAUCUGGGCGAGGCUGCUCAUUUCUUCUCCACCAUGGGCUUUUUCAAUCUCAUCUUUAUCUCCUGCGUUCCCCUCAUCCUGUACUUCACCAGGGUGGAGCACUGGGGCUCCCUCUCCUCUUUGCCCUGGGGUUACCUCUGCGGGGUGGCCGGCCUUUGGCUAGUAUUUAACAUCCUGGUCAAUGUAGGAGUGGUGCUCACGUAUCCUAUCCUCAUAUCCAUUGGAACGUUACUCAGUGUUCCAGGCAAUGCAGCUAUUGAUGUACUGAAGCAUGAGGUCAUCUUCAGCGUGGUGCGUUUGGCUGCCACCUGCAUCAUCUGCCUGGGCUUCCUGCUGCUGCUGCUCCCUGAGGAGUGGGAUACGGUCACCCUGCGCUUCCUCACCACCCUGGCUGACAAGAAGACGGAGGAGCAUGGCGAGGAGCUCUCAGAAUCCAGCGUCCACACACGCAGCCGGAGUAGAGCCAACGGAGCCGUAUCCAUCCCCAUGGCAUGACCUUUGACCUGUGAAUGAACAGCCAGCGCUCAACACUGAUCCUCCCUAUGAUUAUGUGGCAGUUUGACUGUAUUUAUAUGUUAGAAAGACAAAAGAGAAGCGAAGAGGAAGGAUGUUUUUUUUUCUUUAAUAAUAAUCACAACAUCAACCAACCAGAACACAGAAAGUCACCGAACGAUAAGAGCAUGCUGUCCUGCUCUUUAAUAGAGUGUUCUGAGAAGAGUGUCCCAUUAAAACAGGGAUAUUUACUGACAGUAUUUUAUUUUAUUUUUUUAUUUACAGAAGGGAUCUAGCAUUCUCUUCCCUGCAAUCUCUAUGGGAAGAUACGCAUCCAUUCCAUAGAAAUGGAAUUUCUGACUUUUGUCUCCCGAUGCAUGACAAACCCUGCACCCCUGAACCCCUCCGCUAGCCCCUUCCCAUGGAAUGUAUUCUGUGAAUAUAGACUCUGUCAGGGCCAGUUCGGCUCACUGUACACAUGAAUGCAUUCAGAGAUUGGAUAUGUAUGUAUAUGAUUAUUUGCAUUGUACGUAGUAGUAUGUAGGAGAAAUAUAUUAUGCUUUAAUGAAUAAGCCUUUCUUUUCUUUUUAUAAUAAAAGACUAAAAUAAACAUCUGCUUUGAAAA
This is a messenger RNA of Carassius carassius (crucian carp), 2173 nucleotides long. RefSeq names its product solute carrier family 35 member F4 (gene slc35f4). NCBI's taxonomy places the organism in Eukaryota, Metazoa, Chordata, Actinopteri, Cypriniformes, Cyprinidae. The coding region runs from base 304 to 1551 and encodes 415 amino acids. The record is from RefSeq and is a predicted model, not a curated record. The transcript is spliced from 7 exons. Gene Ontology annotation, biological process: transmembrane transport. Gene Ontology annotation, cellular component: membrane. Gene Ontology annotation, molecular function: transmembrane transporter activity.